GACUGUAUUUGCAUAGAGUCAGCGUCCAUGUAGAAUCUCAGAUACAUAUAAGAAGGGCUGCCUAGCUAUAGCUUGUUCAUUGUACUUAGGAAGCAAAAUCUGAGUGUUUUCACCAUGACAUGGACUCUACUAUUCCUUGCCUUCCUUUAUCACUUAACAGGGUCAUGUGCCCAGGUUGUGCUUACUCAGCCAAAAUCUGUGUCUACGUCUCUAGAAAGCACAGUCAAACUGUCUUGCAAACUCAACUCUGGUAACAUUGGAAGCUACUAUAUACACUGGUACCAGCAGCAUGAGGGAAGAUCUCCCACCACUAUGAUUUAUAGGGAUGAUAAGAGACCAGAUGGAGUUCCUGAUAGGUUCUCUGGCUCCAUUGACAGCUCUUCCAACUCAGCCUUCCUGACAAUCAAUAAUGUGCAGACUGAAGAUGAAGCUAUCUACUUCUGUCAUUCUUAUGAUAGUAGUAUUAACCCUGUUUUCGGUGGUGGAACCAAGCUCACUGUCCUAGGUCAGCCCAAGUCCACUCCCACACUCACAGUAUUUCCACCUUCAACUGAGGAGCUCCAGGGAAACAAAGCCACACUGGUGUGUCUGAUUUCUGAUUUCUACCCGAGUGAUGUGGAAGUGGCCUGGAAGGCAAAUGGUGCACCUAUCUCCCAGGGUGUGGACACUGCAAAUCCCACCAAACAGGGCAACAAAUACAUCGCCAGCAGCUUCUUACGUUUGACAGCAGAACAGUGGAGAUCUCGCAACAGUUUUACCUGCCAAGUUACACAUGAAGGGAACACUGUGGAAAAGAGUCUGUCUCCUGCAGAGUGUGUCUAGGAGCCCAGGUUUCUCCUUAGCCUGGGAACCCUGCAGCUGUAGACCCAGAGCAGGGUCUCUUCUCUCUACUAGCUACCUUAUCCCUUCUCCCUUGCCCACUGAAUAUUAAAUAAAAUGUCAUUAGCUGAUCAAAA
Rattus norvegicus (Norway rat) is the source of this 956-nucleotide messenger RNA. NCBI's taxonomy places the organism in Eukaryota, Metazoa, Chordata, Mammalia, Rodentia, Muridae. The record is from RefSeq and is a predicted model, not a curated record.